AUGUCGGAAAGCAACGGUCAUUUUUCUUUUCCAAAGGAGGAAGAAAAGGUACUUGCCUUGUGGAACGAGAUCGAUGCCUUCCAGACUUCCUUGAAGUUAACUGAGGGCCGGCCGGAAUUCUCAUUCUUUGACGGUCCACCAUUUGCAACCGGUACGCCACACUAUGGGCACAUUCUGGCGUCUACUGUGAAGGACAUUGUUCCCAGGUACGCUACCAUGAACGGCUACCACGUUGAGAGAAGAUUUGGCUGGGACACGCACGGUCUUCCAAUUGAGCACAUCAUCGACAAGAAGCUCAACAUCACUUGUAAGGAGGACGUAUACAAAUUUGGGAUUGAAAACUACAACAACGAAUGCCGGGCGAUCAUCAUGACCUAUGCGGACGAGUGGCGGAAGACGAUUGGGCGUCUUGGCCGGUGGAUUGACUUCGACAACGACUACAAGACGAUGUACCCUUCGUUCAUGGAGUCGGUGUGGUGGGCCUUCAAGCAGCUGUAUGAAAAGGAGCAAGUGUACAGGGGGUACCGUGUCAUGCCAUAUUCGACCGGUUGCACCACUCCUCUCAGCAACUUUGAGGCACAGCAAAACUACAAAGAAGUCAACGACCCAGCGGUUACCAUAGGGUUCAAUGUAGUCGGGGAGGAGAACACGCAGUUUGUUGCAUGGACGACUACUCCGUGGACUUUACCAUCUAACCUUGCACUGUGUGUCAACCCAGAGUUUGAGUAUGUCAAGAUUUAUGACGAAAAGAAGGAUAGAUAUUUCAUCUUGAUGGAAUCCUUGUUGAAGUCCUUAUACAAGAAGCCUGCUGCUGAGAAAUACAAGGUGGUGGAAAGAUACACAGGGAAGGACUUGGUUGGCAUGAAGUACGAGCCAUUGUUCCCGUACUUCAAGGAAGAAUACGGCACCCAGGCUUACAGGGUCAUCUCUGAUUCAUAUGUCACAAAUGACUCAGGUACUGGUAUUGUCCAUAACGCGCCAGCGUUUGGUGAGGAUGAUUACCGUGUGUGCUUGGCAAAUGGCAUCAUUAAUGAGGAUUCGACGUUGCCAAACCCAGUUGAUGACAGCGGAAAAUUUACUUCCGAGGUAACUGACUUCAGCGGAAAGUACGUCAAGGAUGCUGAUAAGGAGAUCAUCAAGCAUUUGACCGCUACUUCCAACCUUCUUUUGGCUACGCAGGUCCGGCACUCCUACCCAUUCUGCUGGAGAUCUGAUACACCAUUAAUUUACCGUUCCGUCCCUGCGUGGUUCGUUCGUGUCAAACCAAUCAUCCCUCAAUUCUUGGAAUCUGUAAAGAAGUCCAACUGGGUGCCAACUGUUAUUAAAGAGAAACGGUUCGCUACUUGGAUUGCUAAUGCUAGAGACUGGAACAUUUCUAGAAACAGAUACUGGGGUACUCCAAUUCCUCUCUGGGUCUCGGAUGACUUUGAUGAGAUUGUUUGCGUCGGCUCUAUCGCAGAAUUGGAAGAACUAUCUGGUGUUAGCGGCAUCUCCGAUCUACAUCGUGAUACAGUGGACAAGAUAACCAUUCCUUCUAAGAAGGGUAAGGGUGAGCUGAGACGUAUUGAGGAGGUGUUUGACUGUUGGUUUGAGUCUGGUUCGAUGCCUUACGCUUCUCAGCAUUACCCAUUUGAGAACACUGAAAAGUUUGCACAGAGAGUUCCAGCGAACUUCAUAUCUGAAGGUUUGGACCAAACCAGAGGAUGGUUCUACACACUUGGUGUGUUGGGUACUCAACUGUUUGGGCACGUGCCUUAUCAAAAUGUGAUCGUCAGUGGUAUUGUGUUAGCUGCUGAUGGAAAAAAGAUGUCUAAGUCUCUCAAAAACUACCCAGACCCUAACAUUGUCAUCGACAAGUACGGAUCAGAUGCUUUGCGGUUGUACUUGAUAAACUCCCCUGUUUUGAGAGCCGAAUCUUUGAAGUUUAAAGAGGAAGGUGUCAAAGAGGUUGUGUCUAAGGUACUGCUACCAUGGUGGAACUCUUUCAAAUUCUUGGAGGGCCAAAUUGCCUUGUUGAAGAAGACAUCCUCAGUCGACUUUAAGUAUGAUCCAAAUGUUCGCAGUGAUAACGUAAUGGAUAGAUGGGUGCUUGCGUCUCUACAGUCAUUAAUCAAAUACAUCCAUGUGGAGAUGAAAGCCUACAAGUUGUAUUCCGUUGUGCCACGCCUACUGGACUUUAUUGAUGAAUUGACCAACUGGUAUAUUCGCUUCAACCGUCGUAGACUGAAGGGUGAGGAUGGUAUGGAAGACUGCAUCAACGCUUUGAAUACCCUCUUUGAAGCACUCUUCACAUUUGUACGUGCCAUGGCACCAUUCACUCCAUUUUUGUCCGAGACUAUCUACUUGCGCUUGCGGGAGUACAUUCCGAAGGAUAUUCUUGACCACUUUGGCGAAAACCAUGAAUCUGUUCAUUUCUUGCGCUACCCAGUUGCCAAAGAACACCUCUUUGAUGAUGCUAUUGAGCGCUCGGUAGGAAGAAUGCAGACAGUCAUCGAGCUUGGUAGGAAUAUUCGUGAAAAGAAGACCAUAUCCUUGAAAACGCCAUUAAAGACAUUGAUCAUCUUGCAUUCAGAUCAACAGUACUUGGAAGACAUUAAGGCUUUGAAAAAGUACAUUUUUGAGGAAUUGAACGUGCGCGACCUGGUCAUCACUUCCGAUGAAAAAAAGUACGGCGUUGAGUACAAGGCAGUAGCUGACUGGCCAGUUCUCGGUAAGAAAUUGAAAAAGGACGCCAAGAAGGUGAAGGACGCUUUGCCAGCUUUGCUAUCAGAGCAAGUUCAGCAAUACUUGGAAACGGGAGUUAUAGAGGUGGCCGGUAUUGAGCUGGUCAAGGGUGAUCUUUCGGUUAUUCGGUGCCUACCAGAAGCCCAGGUGCAGGAGGGCCAGGAAGCUAGGUCUGACCAGGAUGUCCUCAUCAUCCUAGACACCAAGAUUCACCCUGAGUUGCGUACCGAAGGCCUUGCCAGAGAGCUAGUUAACAGAAUCCAGAAGCUAAGAAAGAAAUGCGGCCUGGAGGCAACUGAUGACGUAGCGAUAAAGUACGAACUACUACAUGACACUAUUGAUUUUGACGCGUUAGUCCAGGAGCACGGUCAAAUGUUGCAAAAAGCUUGCCGUUCCGAAAUUACAAAAUUCGAAGGUUCCGACGAAGAGCCUUUGGUCGACGAGGAGCAGGCCAUUAACGACACCACGUUUAGACUAAAGGUUUUCCAUCUGUAA
This is a messenger RNA of Eremothecium gossypii ATCC 10895, 3219 nucleotides long. RefSeq names its product isoleucine--tRNA ligase ILS1 (gene ILS1). Gene Ontology annotation, biological process: isoleucyl-tRNA aminoacylation. The transcript has a single exon. The record is from RefSeq and is marked provisional. Lineage: Eukaryota; Fungi; Ascomycota; Saccharomycetes; Saccharomycetales; Saccharomycetaceae. Bases 1 to 3219 code for a protein of 1072 amino acids. Gene Ontology annotation, molecular function: aminoacyl-tRNA deacylase activity; tRNA binding; isoleucine-tRNA ligase activity.